UCACACAGUCUGUUUAAGGCUCUUAAGUCAACAAUUCAAACCAAAAAAGAUUAUAAUUUUCUUAUUCCUUGUAAAGGAAAUGGUCAAUGAUGAAAGUAACUGUAAAAAAAAUAAUGAAUCAACCAAAAAACAGAGUAAAUUAAAACCCCUUUAAGUCAAAGCUUUUCCCUUUAUGAUAUGGCUAUUUAUAAAGUAUAUUGCUAUACCAGCUCCAUUAUGCUGUCUUCUUCCCUCCAACUCCACAUUACACUUCAUAUAGAUUAAACUAUAAAUACCCAUAUCAUCUAAUUCCAUCCUCACAUCAAUCAAACAUUCACAAUUAGUAGACAAGGAAAAACCAAGUGCGAAGAAAUGGCCAAUUCCAUCCUAAGUUCCCUCUUCCUGGUUGCAGUAAUAACUGCCAUAGCCACUCCUCACAUGAGCUUGGCUCACAAACCAAUCAACGGUGGCGGUUAUCUCUACCCGCAGUUCUAUGACCAUUCUUGCCCAAACGCACUAGAGAUUGUGAAGCAUAUUGUGGCCAAGGCUGUUGCCAAGGACCCCCGAAUGGCUGCUUCUUUGCUUCGACUUCAUUUCCACGACUGCUUUGUCAAGGGUUGUGAUGCGUCGGUACUUCUAGACAGCACCGGUAGUCUAAUAAGCGAGAAAAGAUCUAACCCAAACAGGAACUCAAUUCGAGGUUUUGAGGUCGUUGAUGAAAUCAAAUAUGCUCUUGAAAGGGAGUGUCCCCACACCGUCUCUUGUGCCGACAUUUUGGCUAUAGCUGCCCGAGACUCAACCAUCUUAGCUGGAGGGCCAAGCUGGGAAGUGCCUUUGGGGAGAAGAGAUUCAAAAGGUGCAAGCUUGAGUGGUUCAAAUAACAACAUUCCUGCUCCUAACAACACCUUCCAAACCAUCCUCACCAAAUUCAAGCUCCAAGGCUUAAACAUAGUUGACAUGGUUGCCCUGUCGGGGAGUCACACCAUAGGAAACUCAAGGUGCACCAGUUUCAGGCAGAGGCUAUACAACCAGACCGGGAAUGGUCAGCCCGACUACUCGCUAGACCAGACUUUUGCGGCCCAAUUGAGAGGCAGGUGCCCGAGAUCUGGAGGAGACCAGAACUUGUUCUUCUUGGACCAUGUUUCGCCAUUCAAGUUUGACAACAGUUACUUCAAGAACUUGCUGGCAUACAAGGGACUCCUGAGCUCAGACCAAAUUCUCUUGACCAAGAGCGAACAGUCCAUGGAGCUGGUGAAGACUUAUGCUUAUAACAAUGACCUUUUCUUACACCAAUUUGCUCUGUCUAUGGUCAAGAUGGGAAACAUCUCUCCUUUGACAGGUCCAAAGGGAGAGAUCCGAAAGAAUUGCAGGAAAAUCAACACCUAUUGAUUCCUUGGCUUCUAAUUCUCCUUUUAUGAUAUGGUUUUCUAAAGAGAACUCAUUUUGAUUUGGUUGUUGUUUUUCAUUGUUAUUUGCUUUCUCGUUGUUCACUUGUAUUA
Molecule: messenger RNA, 1478 nt
Organism: Impatiens glandulifera
Lineage: Eukaryota; Viridiplantae; Streptophyta; Magnoliopsida; Ericales; Balsaminaceae
Product: peroxidase 72-like
Exons: 4
Coding region: 352-1368 (338 amino acids)
Biological process (GO): response to oxidative stress; hydrogen peroxide catabolic process
Molecular function (GO): peroxidase activity; heme binding
Source: RefSeq, a predicted model, not a curated record